AUGAGCACACAAAAUCGCACCGCUCAUCGCGGUGGAAAAAACUCUAAAUUAGAUUCUGUUCCUUUGACCAAAUCACAGAAAAAUGAUUCCAAGAUGGAUACAAAUAAAAUUUUGGACAACCCAAAAGCUCAACCUACUGCAGAGCAAAUGCGCAUUGCACAAAUCAUUGACAGAAGAACAGAUGACAGUAAACUGAAAGAAAAAAUAAAACAGAUAAUGGAUGCAACCAGAAAGACUGAAGAUGAAGUAAUCACAGCUCUCCAUGAUUGCGAUAAUGAUUUAGAUAGUGCAGUAAACAUGCUUUUGGAGGGUGAAGCACAAGGCGAAUGGGAAACGUCUGGGAAAAAGAAAAAAAAUCGACAAACAAAUAACAUGAAAAAUGCCGAUGCAACCAAUAAUAAAAAUGCAGGAGAGGAUGAUCUUGAGGAAGAGACUCCAGCACCUGCUACCAACACUGAAAGGGAGAGGUCACGAAACAGAGGAGGUGGUCCACCACGUUUAAGAGGAAGAGGUGGAAAUGAAAACAGAAAUUGGCGAGGACGAGAAAAUAAAGAAAAUGAACAAAACAAUGAAGAAGGAUACAACCGAAACAGAGGAGAUGGAGGAUUUAGACGAGGUGGGCGAGGAAUGUCUAAUGGUCCCGGAGGGCGAUCAGGAAGAGGUGGUAGAAGUGGAGGGCGAUUAGGUCCAAGAACUUUCCAAAGUAGAGAUAAAUCUGGCGCUGGUAGCUUUCCACGUUCAAUUGAAACUUGGAAUAAUCCACCUGGACCUGAUGCGUCCGGGGAAAACAAUCUCAAAAUGGAAAAUUGGGGUGACGACUUUACGCCCGAAGAUUGGGAUAACGAAGAGUACACAGGGUCUUUGGCUGAUAGUAAGGUAUUUACCCCGAGUGGUGGUAUAGAAACUUCUGUAGUUGCUCCUGAACCUCUGCAAGACUCUUCUAAUCAAGAAAUUUUAAUGUCAAAUACAGCUCAAGAAUAUCACCAAACUGGUCAGCUGCCUCCUAGUCCGCUGCCUGUUGGGGUCGGGACAUUAAAUGCGGCCCAAACACAAUAUCUUAGCCAAUUAACUGCCCAAUCAGAGAAUCUCAAAUCAGCUGUCGGAAUCGGUGCAGGAAACGCAGGUUUUGGUCAAAAUACAAACAAUACAUAUGGGCCAAAUGCACCUUCUUCCUACGGCCAGACCGAUCCCUUAAAAUCAGUUGGAAGCUCCGUUUCUUAUAAUCAAUCAUCGGGGGGAAAUACUUACCAGUCUUCAGCUACUUCCUACGGUCCGUCCUCGGCGAAUAAUUCUUCCUAUGGGCCUUCAGGAACAGGAAGCACCGCUUACGGUCAAACAACUGGCUACGGUCAAUCUGGACAAAGUUCAUAUGGUACUGGCUCUGCUUCAAGUUCUUACGGGCAAACGUCUAGUAAUUAUGGACAGAGCGCAACGAAUUAUGGGCAGCAAUCUCAAAGCGGAUAUGGGCAAUCCCAAACAUCUGCAUUCCAAAGCCAACAAAACGCUAAUACUUAUGGCCAAACUGGAUCCGGUAUGUCUAAUGCUACCACUUAUCAAAGUGGUGGGUCUGGAAAUGCUUAUUCGGGUACUAACGCAUCUACGAAUGCUUAUCAAAAUUCAGGCACUAGUGCCAAUUUAUAUCAAUCAGCCGGUUCAGGUAGUGGUGGUUCAUACCCAACUCCUGGCACCGUAAACAAUUCGGGAACAACUUCAGGGGUUUAUCCUGGCACCGGAUCACAAGGAGCCUCUUACCCUAAUCCUGCAUCUCAGAACGUAAAUUACCAGGGUACGACGGUUAGUGGUAGUAAUUAUUCCGGAGGUUCAGGUGCUGGCCCAGGAGGAAGUAAUUCUUAUCAAAGUGGGUCCGCUUCUUUCCAUUCUGGUAGUCAACCUUCCGUUUUCACAUCUCAAAAUUACAAUAAUUCCGCCGUAAACACUUAUGGUAGCCAACUACCUGAUGGUUCUGUUGCAGGAAGUGACUCGGUACCUUCUCAACCUCCUAGAACCAAAACUCAAAGGGCGCGUGUUCCACCACCUUCCAAGAUACCUCAAAGUGCUGUAGAAAUGCCUGAUGAUUCUAUUAAUGCAAGUAUUAGUUUUCUCGACGUCCAGUUUGGUGGUUUGGAGUUUGGAAGUGAAGGCUCAGCGUUUGACGGAUCUGGGCCUGCAACGUCUGUUGCAACUCCUGCAGAAACUACUUCUACUCCUACUACCUCGGAUACGCAAAAUGCAUCAUUAGAUGGUUAUUCUGCUACAAAUAGCUCAUCCGUAAAAAAUAGUCAAGCGACACUAGUGGGAGCACUCGCGGCUAAGUCAGUGCUUACAAGCAAUGAUGCAUUAGGUAUGCAAUCAUCUUCUGAUCACAAAACGGGUUACAGCACACCAUCUUCUCGUGUGGCUAGUUCAAACAGUGGUUUAGAUUUAUCGAAAUCCGACGUAGGAUUAUCUUAUUCAGCACCCAGUUCGGUCAAUUAUCAAUCAUACCAAAGUCAAAAAACAAAUUCAACUGGAUCCGGUGUUUAUCAACAAACCGGGUAUUCCACGACAAAUUUCACUUCGUCAACCCCUCAAGUUACUUCGUCCACGUCUUAUUCAUCGAAUCAAAGCCAGCCGAACAAUUAUAAUAAUCAAUCUACGGCAAACAAUUCAUUUUCUAGUAAUUCUUACUCCCAAGCUUCAAACGCCGGCGUCGUUAAUUACCCAAAUAGUGUGAAUACUUAUCCAUCGUCUAAUUCAUUUCCAAAUUCAAAUCAACCUUACCAAAGUUCUGGUCAGUCGGUUUACGGCUCAGCUCUUUCAUCGGGAUACACUUCCACUAAUCAGUAUCAGAAUAGCUACGGUAAUUCUACAACUUCUCAAAAUAAGUUAAAUUCAGCUUUAAGUAGUUCUACAAAAGAUUCUCCGGAAUAUGCCGCCUCAACUACAGUAGCAAGUUUAACAAGUACCACUAAUAGCGGUUUAAGUAAUGCUACUCUUACAUGUGUUGCACAAACGGUUGUUACUACUUCAACUAAAGUUUCUAGUGCUACGACAAAGAGUAGUGUUAUAGCCAAUAUUCCUCCUGGUGUACCGCCUAUUAUGGGAACACAUCAGUAUAUCAUGAGUCAAGGGGGGAUGCCAUAUUUUCAAACUCCAAUGUAUAGUUUUGAAGAGCUUCAGCUCUUGCAACAAAGGAUACCACACAUGGCAACAGGGUACUACGACAUGGCGUAUCAAGCCCCAACGAGCCUCGCUACAGGCCGUGAUAGCAUGGGAAGCGUAGCCUACACCAUGUCAGAUGCGAGGUACACGAGAGGAGAUAAUAAUGCUUCACCCGUGCCUUCCACGUUAUCUCAACAGACGGCGACCCAACCUCACCAGCAACCGAUGAUGAAUCAUCCGUCUCUACCUCCUGGUUAUGCGUAUUUUUACGGUGCUGCAGGCAUGAUGCCGGGUAGUUUUCAGUAUGGAACUCCGGCUUUGUAUCCGCUUCCGGCAGCAACGAACGCUCACGGAAGCACUACAAGUCAAUACCCGAAACCCGGAAGCUAUUCGGCUUACGGAUCAGGUUACGAGGGAUUGUCGCAAACUCAAGACUACACGAAAUCAGCUUACGUUUCUACCAUGUCGGCAAACCAGGCGCAAUCUAAAAGCGGAGUUGGUGUCACUUCCGGGUCGUCAGCAUCCAGUACAUCUGAUCUCAAUGCGUCCAUGUACGGGAAGUCUCAUACGGCUUUAGGCAAAGUUAAUUCAUACGAGAAACAAGGAUUUCACUCUGGCACUCCUCCACCUUACAACUUAAUAGGAAAUCAAAACGCCGGAAUGGCUCAUAGUGGUGCUUACGGACCUCAACUCUUCAUUCCCACAUUGGCUCCGCAUCAAUCGCACCACAGUGCUACCACGCUUUUACAUCAGCCACUUCAUCAGGAUUCUGGAAGCAGUAGCGGACCUCGGACUCAAUCAUCGGCUCAAGCCAACAAAACGGGAAACAAGCAGAAUUACAAUGCAUACUGGCCACAAACAAUGAAUUGA
This is a messenger RNA of Pediculus humanus corporis (human body louse), 4011 nucleotides long. Its product is annotated as lingerer, putative. Bases 1 to 4011 code for a protein of 1336 amino acids. NCBI's taxonomy places the organism in Eukaryota, Metazoa, Arthropoda, Insecta, Psocodea, Pediculidae. The record is from RefSeq and is a predicted model, not a curated record. Gene Ontology annotation, molecular function: protein binding. The transcript is spliced from 14 exons. Gene Ontology annotation, cellular component: cytoplasm; nucleus.